GUCGUUUAUGACCUGCAGCAUAUAAAACCACCAAAGGAGCUUCGGUCUCUAGGCGACCCAGGAGAGCGUUCCUGUCGGACUGGUGGGUGGGUACAUUACAGGGAGUGAAGAUGCUGCCAUUGGAGCAUCUCCACCUAAAACACGUCUUGCAGACAGUGGGUGUCCUGGAGGCAGUCAUCCUUCGCAGUUUCGGCCCUGAAGGAGGACAGGUGCUGUUCACCAGAGACACAGGACAGGCGAUGUUGAGCCGCAGUGGGACACACAUUCUCAGAGCACUACACUUGGAGCAUCCACUGGCCAGGAUGGUGGUGGAGUGUGUCUGGAAGCACAGCACAGUAACAGGUGAUGGAUCCAAGACCUUUAUCUUGCUGCUGGCAUCACUACUACGAAAGAUUCACACAACAGCCAGCAGGGAGCCUCAUGUGUCUCAUUCUUAUAACUCCCUGGAAGCAGCAGAGGCUGCCACUGCCAGACACUUGGCUGACAAACUGCUAGCAUUUGCAUUGAAGGAGCUGGAUGAUCUCAUUGCCAUGGAAGUGGCCCCACAUGGACGCUGUGUUUCGUGGGAGGAUUUCACUGCAGAAAUGCAUUCACCAGCCAAUCACUAUGUGCAAAAACUGCUUGCAUCAUUUUUUCAUAUGCGUCUCGGUUACGUGCACUGUGCCUUUAUUAGUGAGCUCACAUGUGAACUGCUCAAUCACUGGAAGUGUAUCGAUAACCUGCCCUACUUUGCACUUCAAUUUUUAAAAGACAACUUCCCUGCAAUACAUACACCUGUAUCAGGCUUCCCUAUUACCUCUUCACGUUUGAUUGAGGGGCAGGUGAUUCACAGGGACUUUGCGACACCAUACCCUCAGACUGACCACCAGCCAAUUAAAGCUGUAGUAUUCACUGGGUAUUUGCAGCCAAGAUUGCUUAACACAGGAGAUGUGCUUGAGGUGGGUUGUGGAGGGACAGAGGAAAGAAGUAUUCUGGACUUCAGUGCAUGGACGGAAAGGUCACUACAGUGCUUAAUUGCAAACCUGCAGUCUUUGGGUGUCUCUGUGCUUCUGUCUGCAGUGAAACAGUCUGCUGCGGUCCUGGCCUUAGCCACACAGGCAGAGAUGUGCUUUGUUGACUGCGUCAGUGAAGAUGAGCUGUCUCUCUUUGCCCAGUUAAGUGGGGCCACACCAAUCUCAGACUGCUGGAGAAUUGAACCAGAGCACAUUGCUGAGCUGACUUUUUGUCGACCAAUACUGCUGGGACCCCACAGGUAUGUCCAUGUGGCUUUCCAUAAUUCAGAAGAAAGGGUGAAGGUCAAACCCUAUAGUCUCAUCAUUUGUGGCUCAGGGGAAGGGCAAACUGACCAGUAUGCAUGUGCAUUUCAAGAUGCCAUUCGCAUGCUAUUUACAACUUGGGAGCCCAUACCUGCGACUGGAACUACAGCAGCAAAGAGAACUGUUCAAUCGGACAAACGCACAUCUUCAUAUACACACGUUCUGACUGACAGCUCCACAUGCACAUCCUCCAAUUUAAAUCCUCUCCAUAAGUGUGUGUUACAACCAGGUUGCAUAAUGCCUGCUGGUGGGACAUUUGAAUUUCUCUUACACCAUGCCCUCCUGAAACUGAGCCACAGUUGCUCAGCUUCGAAUGACACAAAUAUAGGUGUCCCUGUUUCCCGACUUUUGGCCAGUGCUUUAUUGAGCGUCCCCAAACAAAUUUACUCUCACAGCCCAGGACAAUUCCUGCAGACUCGGACCAGGGUCAUGAGUUUUAUUACAAAUUGUUCCCACCCUUUCGACCUUGUCUGUAACCAAGAGCACAAUGCAAGCCCCAUACAGAGUGAAGGUCCUCUAGAGGAUGGCAUACUAAACUUGCAUUGUUGUAGGAAGAGUGACAUGCCUUCAAAAGUUUUUACACAGGAUUUGGGCCUUGAAUCGGUCUCCUGUAAAUACGAGCUGCUUCUGGCUGUGCUGCAGUGUGUCACAAGUCUCCUCCGGGUAGACACCAUUCUGCGUACACAUACUGCAUUACACACACAAUCACUGGCAGACACUUCCUGGGAAAGCACAGAGGACGAGGCUGAGAACUGACAUUGUGUUAUGUGCCAAUACAAAAGCCAUGAACCUAUUUUCUCUCACUACUUACUUACUUACUCAGGUACCACUCAAAAGUCACACAAAAAAGCUUGCACUUUCAUGUAGGUUGCUACAGAAAUUUUUGUGGCCACCGUUUUUUUGAAUUAUAUAUUUCUCCUAAUGCAAUAUAUUUAUAAUAUGAGGCUUUUGCGCUUCGACAGAAAUGAUAAAUUAUAUUUCAUGGGAGUAUUAUUGUGUCUUGCAUUUUAUGAGCCAAUAAAACAGUAAGGUGGUUCUGUACCAUCCUGUUCUGAAUCAAGGCAACUUUUGGCAAUAACAGUAAGAAAGAAAACAUAAAACAACCCUUCGUUACUCUCUGUACAGAGUGGAAUGUGCAGUUAUUAAACAAACCUUUAUCUGCUGUGUCUUAAUGUGCAGUGAGUAAGUGUU
Acanthochromis polyacanthus (spiny chromis) is the source of this 2507-nucleotide messenger RNA. It is a transcript of the gene bbs10, whose product is annotated as Bardet-Biedl syndrome 10. Gene Ontology annotation, biological process: chaperone-mediated protein complex assembly. The coding region runs from base 111 to 2072 and encodes 653 amino acids. The transcript is spliced from 4 exons. Lineage: Eukaryota; Metazoa; Chordata; Actinopteri; Pomacentridae. The record is from RefSeq and is a predicted model, not a curated record. Gene Ontology annotation, molecular function: ATP-dependent protein folding chaperone; ATP binding.